AUGAACAAGUUACCAUUAAGACAUAUCCCUACUGGGCUCAGGCCCUCGACGAGUACAAGUGGUGCCGAGCCGGUACAUAUAGUGUCCAGGUCCGCUACACCUCUACCUCAUGUCGCUCCAUCGAUGCCGUCAGAGAAGCCGAUAUCGUCACGGCCACCUAUCGAAGUGUCGUCAAGGCCGAGCCAAGGCCAAAAGUCGAGCAGAUGCUACGCGUUGGCUUUUUUGAAAAGGGUGUCUCGGCCCUCAAGCCGCCUGCCACCGACGUCCGCUGGGAGACCUCGAGCACGGUGUGCGUGA
Molecule: messenger RNA, 297 nt
Organism: Chondrus crispus (carragheen)
Lineage: Eukaryota; Rhodophyta; Florideophyceae; Gigartinales; Gigartinaceae
Exons: 1
Coding region: 1-297 (98 amino acids)
Source: RefSeq, a predicted model, not a curated record